AUGAAGGGUGUGAGAUCUUUUCUUGGCCAUGCUGGGUUUUACAGGCGUUUCAUCAAGGACUUCUCCAAAAUCAGUCGUCCCUUGUGCAACCUGCUAGCCAAAGACGCCAUUUUUGAGUUUGAUGAUUCAUGUUUAAUUUCUUCUAACAAUUUAAAAAAGCUUCUUACUUCUACUGCUUUUAUCACAGCUCCAAAUUGGAGUUUACCUUUUGAACUGAUGUGUGAUGCUUCUGACUACGCAAUAGGUGUCGUUCUUGGUCAACAAAAGGAAAAGCUUUUACAUGUGAUUCAUUAUGCAAGUAGAACAUUGAAUGAUGCACAACUCAAUUACUCAACCACUGAGAAGGAAUUGCUUGCCAUAAUCUUUGCUUUGGAGAAGUUUAGAUUUUAUCUCGGUGGAUCUAAAGUCAUAAUGUAUUCUGACCAUGCUACUCUGAAGUACCUAAUGACAAAGAAGGAUGCCAAACCUAGACUCAUUUGA
Molecule: messenger RNA, 480 nt
Organism: Prunus armeniaca (apricot)
Lineage: Eukaryota; Viridiplantae; Streptophyta; Magnoliopsida; Rosales; Rosaceae
Source: the annotation of a GenBank genome assembly